Molecule: messenger RNA, 936 nt
Organism: Spodoptera frugiperda (fall armyworm)
Lineage: Eukaryota; Metazoa; Arthropoda; Insecta; Lepidoptera; Noctuidae
Product: trypsin, alkaline B-like
Exons: 4
Coding region: 108-881 (257 amino acids)
Biological process (GO): proteolysis
Molecular function (GO): serine-type endopeptidase activity
Source: RefSeq, a predicted model, not a curated record
AAAAAGGUUUAUAUUGUGUUUGUGAUUACACUUGUAUGAUAGUCUGUAUUGAUAUAUAUACCAUUACUUAAACCGAUUAACUACACAAAUCAGACUAAAUUAUCAAUAUGCGCGUCUUCGCCUUAGUCGCUCUGUGUUUUGCGUCUGCGGCAGCGGUCCCUCACAAUCCACAUAGGCAUGUAGAUGGUGACAUUGCCAGUAUCAAUCAGUACCCCAGUCUUGUCUCUCUGCUUUACGCGUACGAAUGGAGUGUGUUUGUCCAAGAAUGUGCUGGAGUCAUUAUAAACCGUCGUUCCAUCCUUACUGCUGCUCACUGUCCUUAUUAUGACGCAGUCCCAAAAUGGCGAUUCCGUGUUGGUUCUUCUUUGCCAAGCAGUGGUGGACAAGUGCAUGCAGUCAAUGGAAUUCUCAUUCAUCCAUCAUAUCGACCAAAUGCUUUGGACUUUGAUGUCGCUGUUUUGCGCUCGGCUACCGAGAUACAAUUCAAUGAAUUUGUUCAGAUUUCUUAUAUUCCAUCUGCUAGAUAUGUGGUACCAGAUAACGACCCACUCUGGGUAGCAGGAUGGGGUGCAAACAGUUUUGGUGCACUGACCGGAUCCGAGCAGCUACGUCACAUUCAAGUUCAAAAACUUAACGACAUAGCUUGCAAAAACAGAUACGCUUUACGUAAUAUACCUAUCACAGCCAACAUGGUUUGCUCUGGCUGGGUGUCUGGUGGUCGCGACCAGUGCCAGGGUGUCUCUGGUGGCCCUCUCUACCACCGUCAUAAUACUGUUGUUGGUGUCUGGUCUUUUGGUUUCGAAUGCAGUAGUGCAAGUGAUUUCCCCAGUGUCAGCGCCAACGUGCCUCGUCUUAGCAACUGGAUCUUGAGUAAUGCGUAAGAUGAAAAGGCACUUAACUGACGAAUUUGUUAAUAAAAAUACUAAUCAUUAAUAA